This is a messenger RNA of Penicillium chermesinum, 2097 nucleotides long. RefSeq lists its product as uncharacterized. Lineage: Eukaryota; Fungi; Ascomycota; Eurotiomycetes; Eurotiales; Aspergillaceae. The transcript has a single exon. The coding region runs from base 1 to 2097 and encodes 698 amino acids. The record is from RefSeq and is a predicted model, not a curated record.
AUGGCGCCGCUAGUCAUUCGCCAGAACCAAUCACUCAUUCCGUCACCACCCAGCCCAGCCAAAGGGCCACCAUCACCACCAGCAGAUAUAUCGGCACGCAUCGACCCAGCCGUUUUCGGCGAGUUGUUUGCUGGGACUAUUGGAAUAUUUGUGCUGGCCGUGCUUGUCUGGAAGACUGGCAGAUUUAUUCGCUCGUUUAAUCGACAUAAGGUGUUACGAGAAGGGAAAUCCCCGAACACCCGCUUUGCGAAGACCUGGUAUGGCUGGGUCAGACUGGAAACACACGAGAGGAACAAGCAGAUUUUCCGAAAUAUUUGGAGCUUCAUCAAAAAAUGGACAAGGUGGAAAACGACGAGAGCGGAUUAUCAAUGGGCGUGGUGGGACCCCGACCAACAAGCACUUCAAGCACGAAGGCGCAACCGCCAGCCAUUGAGGUGGCUGCCCAAAUAUCUGAUGAGCUAUGAAUGUCCAACCGCAGGUGAUAUAUGGGAUCCAAAGCCGCCCGUUGAAGUCCAUGGGGCUUUGAUAUCUGGACCAAUCCCGAACAUCCCGAUGCCAGAAUCUUCGCAUGAGAAGGCCAUGCGGUGUUCUGCAAAUACUUUUCACUGCGACUUCCUGACGCUGAGCGGGGAUACAUCUGAGGAGACACUUGGUAGUGCCAUCUGGGCCGACGCAAGAUUGAAUAUAAGUUCCUCAACGAUAUCACGAGAGGGGGCCCCUUUUCACGUGGCAUUGAAUUAUAUCUCAAGGCAAAGUCUUGGUACAUUCGGGUGCAGGACAAAUAUCGGCGAGGUGCACCGCAUACGAUCAUUCGAUGGACAGUACAGCAGUCGAGCACGUUCUCGGUCUUCCUUCGCCGCAGGCUCAGCUAUGCACAGUGGGAAUGAAAGGUCAAUUCUCCCACCAGCAAUCCACCAUAGGCGUACACGGAAGUACCGAGCAUGGGCAGCACAGAUGCAAGUCAAAGCGAGCGAGCCAUUCUUGUACGAUCUGCGGGACUCGUCCGGCCCUCCUGGAACUCCCAUCACUGAUAUCAUGGCCAGUCUCAUAUCUGAGUCGGCUGACAGAGCUAGCAUGAGAAGAGCAAAGAAAAAUGCCCUCCAAGGACGCCGAAGCGCGUACCCCAGCGGACAGCCUCUAGAUGAUCGCUCUAUAAUGUUGAAUACCGCAGCCGAUUUGGUGCAGUAUGGGUCAACGAGAAGCGGCAGUAGACUUGACGCUAUAUUGUCGCCUGUCUCGCGAAAUAAUCAAAUCCAAAAAUGUGCCACGCAUCCAUGGAGCUCUGUACGUGAUUCAAAGUCAGCAUUCUCCAGAAAAUCGACCGAGAUCUGCUCACUUCGAGAGAACCUGCCUGCAGAGUUCCAAAGAAACAUCUUUCCAACCCGUCCAACAACAGAAAAAGAGCAAAAGCCUUUGCCUGAGCUCAGCGACUGGGAGAUCAGACUCAUGGACAGGCUGAAUCGGAAACUAGUGUGGGUGUUUCACGAAACCACGCCAGGACAAAAGCCCUACCAUUUCGCAUUGCUAGCAAAUCAUUGGCUGAACAGAGAAACAUGGCUCGUAUACGACCCCGUUUCAAGGGUAUCGACAGACGCUAGAAGAAUGCAGGGCGACCCGCGCUAUAAUGUGCCUUAUCCAAUGCCGGAUCUGAGUCGAAGACCAAAGUACCCGACUCCCGAGAGAACGAAAGCACACACGCCCCGGAUUGAUUCCUGGCGCGCUGCUGUCAACCGGUACAGAAAGAUUUCCGGGAUUCAGGAUCUUGUUCCUCAUGUGGAUUUGUACGAAGAUUCUGCCGAAGAGCCCCCGGAUGGUCAUAUCGAUCCUGCUUGUUGGAUGUUGCCAAAACCACCCCAGGGCUUUGAGAUUUCAAGCCAGCAGAAGGGUGCUUGGUAUGAAGGAGGCGCCGGAUGGCAAGAAAAAUUGGACGAUUGGCAGCGUGUCCGAAGAGGUUAUCGCCUACAUAAGGCCAUACACGAGGGCCGCGCACAUCGCAAUCGCCUGAAGGAGAUUGCGAGUAAUGUCAAUGGAUACUGCCGUCGUGUGUCGGGGAACUUGAAUCGCAAAGGUGCUGAAGCGUUAUCACGGUCAGACUGA